Messenger RNA from Acaulospora colombiana, 1015 nucleotides. Lineage: Eukaryota; Fungi; Glomeromycota; Glomeromycetes; Diversisporales; Acaulosporaceae. The record is from the annotation of a GenBank genome assembly.
AUGUUUGGAGGCAGUCUAUUGGGCUGUCCUUAGACAUACGUGUUUAAGGCCCGAGUCCCAGUAUGCUGUUUUCCAGGAUGCGUUCACUAUACCUACUGUCGUUAGGCCAUCCCGUCCUGCGUUCAGAUGUUUGGAGGCAGUCUAUUGGGCUGUCCUUAAGCAUACUAGUAUGCUGUUUUCCAGUAUGUUUGAAUCUGUGGUGACGGAAUAUCUUGAAACAAAGCUUAACAAAAAUUGGUCUCUUUUCGGAAUUCUAGAAUUUGCGCGAUCGAAAUCGAACCCCAAAUUAUUUGUGGCCGCAAUUGAUGAUUUCAAAGAUGAUUUGUAUAAAAUAUUAAAAAAAUAUCAAGACAAGUGUAAUGUUCACGUAAAUGCCAAAAACAAGGCAUCAAAGAUUUUAUCGAAUUUUGAUUCAUCAUUUUCCACUGCCGAGGUUAAGCAAUUCAUUAAGAAUCUUGAAUAUCAUGAGGAAGCGCGAAUAAACGAUCAACAAGAAAACCAAAUAUUUAUUGAUCAAUUACGAAAAACAUCCUCGGAAAAGGAAAAGGAACGUGAAAAAACUACUAGACCACUCGAUGCGGAAGAAGACGAUGACCAUUCGUACAAACGUCAAUGUAAAGACGAAGGACUUCCAUUUUGGUGGAGGAUUAUAGAUCUAUCCGAUCCGGAAAUUGCAACUCUUAUACCAGAAGAUGAAUUAUCAGAAUUGAAUGCAAAAUUUUCAACCCUUUUAGAAAAUUGGACCACCUUAGAACCUAAAGCGGAGAGGUGCUUGCAAUCUCUCGAAAAGCUUCGCACUAUUGGAGAAAUACUUAGACCAAGAGGAAUGUACGGAGCAAUUCUUGAACUCCAAAAAUUUAUUGGAAAUAAAAAGGAGCAGAAAGCCUCGGAAUUAGACGAUUUAUUUGGAGAUGAAAAAGAAAUAGAUAAUCAUAAGGAAAUUUCACCGCUGACAGUUGACGAUCAUAUGAACCCAGAUGUUGCUUUUAUUUUUGAUUUAAUCCGGUUUACGUAA